Messenger RNA from Aureobasidium pullulans EXF-150, 4228 nucleotides. Its product is annotated as citron like protein. The coding region runs from base 325 to 4011 and encodes 1228 amino acids. Gene Ontology annotation, biological process: intracellular signal transduction. Lineage: Eukaryota; Fungi; Ascomycota; Dothideomycetes; Dothideales; Saccotheciaceae. The record is from RefSeq and is a predicted model, not a curated record. The transcript is spliced from 2 exons. Gene Ontology annotation, molecular function: guanyl-nucleotide exchange factor activity.
CAUAUACAAGCGUCCGCCAUCGCAGUAGAUCUUCCUUCCACCAACUUACAGUCUGUCUAGUGCGAGCAUCCAGACAACUGCCACCCUCAUUGUUCCCAUUGCGCAAUCGCCCAGCCCUCUUGUCCAUCGAUAAGCCAUCGUCUUUUGGGCCAUCCUCAGCCGGCACACGUGGACAAGGACUUAAAGUUGAGCAGAGGGUCGAGUACGUGGGCCGCCUUGUUUCAAGACCAACUGGCACCACACACUCCAUCGUCACUCGCCUGUGCAACCGGCAGCCCUCUGCUCCCCCUCGGAUGUAUUAGAUGCUAAGCCGUGCCGCUCACAAUGGCCCAAUAUUCGCAACAGCAGGGCCGAUCCUCGUCGCAGCAGCGCGAGGCCGCCUAUAACAACAUCUUUGGCCCGCCAGGUGCCGCCCAGCAAGGCCAGGGUCGCUCGCAGACCAUGCUGUCCCAGCCCAUGAGACCGCCUGCCGAACGCGCCGCCACCAUGUCGUCGCAGAUGUCGGAUUACAUGCAACGAGCACCGCCCAUGCGAGCAUACCCUCCUCCGCAAAACGCUCCUCGCCCGACUCCUCCCCAUCAUCAGCAGUCUUACAAUGCCCCUCCUACCCAGAACGGCGACUACCACCAUCCGCAACACCCUCAGCAACACCAGCAGCCACCGCAACAACAGUACUCUUCCUCUCCGUCACCACACCGCCAGCCCCAGCCGCAGUACCUCCCACAACCUCUUCGUCCAGAUCGCCGUCCAUACGCAGCUCCCCAACGUCUCGAUCCGCGUGGUCCGCCGCCCUCGCAGCCUUAUGCUCGCACUUACACUGGCGGGCCUGCCAUGGCGCCAUCUCCAGGCCCUGCUCUCAAUUCCGACAACUACCGCUCUCAAUCCAUGGCCGCAACCUCUCGCCCUAACUUCCCUGCUCAGCAUAGUCAGAGCAGCUACAACAUAGCUCCUGCACACGCCUUCCGUCAGCAGCCAUACAUGAGUAAUCAUCUGGCAAGAACAACCGCACAAGGCAGGGUUGUGCCCGAUCGUCCCACUGACGAACGUACCAUGUCUAUGUCUUCGUACUCACGCGACCAAGAUCACAGUCAGAUUAUGAGUGGUCGUGUCAUACCUCAGCGAAAACGUGGCGACUCGGAAGUGCAGCAGGAUCCAUUCAUCGCGGCUAAGAGUAGAACUCCUAGUCAGGGCAGCAUCCAGUCGCGCUCCAUGUCUAUGGCUUCCACCGUAAUGGCCCCUUCAGAAUACACAGACACCACUGUAGGCGCAGCUCAGUCUCCGCGACCAUCCAUCACCGCUUCCUCCACUAGGUCUAACAGCCAGAUUCAAGGAAACAACGGGCAGAUGAUAGCUCAGAGACGCCCUUCCCUCGUCUACGGUGCUCUUCUUUCCAAAGUCGCCGCCGCCUUUUACGAUAGAAUUCCAAUGGCGGAGAAGGAAAAGGACGGCCUGGUCUACAAGAAUGCCUUUACUGGCCACGAUGCCGUCGAGUUGAUUGCCUACAUCAUCCGUACUUCGGACAGAAACCUUGCACUGCUCCUGGGCAGGUCCCUAGAUGCGCAGAAGUUCUUCCACGAGGUUGCCUAUGCACAUAGGCUGCGUGACUCGCCCAACGAGAUUUACCAGUUCAAGGAAGCCGUGGUCGAAGAGCCAGCCGAGGUGAACGGUGUCUUCACGCUGCUAACCGAGUGUUACUCGCCUACAUGUACCCGCGAUCACCUGUGUUAUUCUAUCGCCUGCCCAAGGCGACUCGAACAGCAACAGCGUCUUAACAUGAAGAUUCAGCCUGGACUCAAAAGAGAGGGUUCGCAAGCCAGUCUACGGGAUGAGCCGGAAGCCGAACAGAGAUUAUGGAUCAACACUGUGUCCAAGGACGUUGCAGACAGUGUUGAUGACGAGGAGAAGAAGCGUCAAGAAGUUCUCGCUGAAAUCAUGUACACUGAACGAGACUUUGUCAAGGAUCUAGAGUACCUGCGUGAUUUCUGGAUCAAGCCUCUUAGAAACCCUAACAUCUCACCAAUCCCGGAACACCGGCGUGAGAAGUUUAUUCGAACCGUUUUCUCGAAUUGUCAGGAGGUUCAUGCUGUCAAUGUCAGACUCGCCAGCGCUCUUACUCGAAGACAGCAGCAGAAUCCUGUUGUACGGAACGUCGGCGACAUCUUUCUGGAAUACGUGCCUCAGUUCACUCCUUUCAUCAAGUACGGUGCCAAUCAAUUGUUUGGAAAGUUCGAGUUCGAGAAGGAGAAAUCUAGCAACCCAGCUUUCGCCAAAUUCGUCGAGGAGACAGAACGUCUGAAGGAGUCGCGAAAACUCGAAUUGAACGGUUACCUAACCAAGCCUACUACUCGUCUCGCCAGAUAUCCCUUACUUCUCGACGGUGCCCUGAAGAAAGCCAAAGAGGACAAUCCGGACAAGGAAGACCUUCCCCGAGCCGUUGUCAUGAUCAAGGCUAUUCUCACAAGGGUCAACGAGGAGUCCGGAAAGGCUGAAAACAUUCAACAGCUUGCGCAACUCAAUCAGAACUUGAAAUGGACUAACGUACCAUACCAAGAUCUCAAGUUGACUGAGGAAGGACGUCAAAUGGUCUUCAAGGGUGGUCUCAAGAAGACGGCAAGUGCAGAAACGAUCGACAUUCAGGCAUAUCUCUUCGACCACGCUGUCCUACUGGUUCGACAAAAAAUGGUCAACAAGCGUGAAGAACAAAAGGUAUACCGCAAGCCGAUUCCGCUAGAACUGCUAGUCAUUACCCAAAUGGAAGAGGUCUUGCCAAGAUUGGGCAUCACGAAAAGACCAUCGUCUAGCAUGAUCCCUGGAGCUCGAACUAUUACCAGCGCUGCGACCAAAAAGGAAGACGGAUAUCCUCUGACCUUUAAGCGACUUGGAAAAGGUGGUUACGAAUUGACUCUGUACUGCUCGACACAAAUUCAGAAGGAGAAGUGGAUGGAGAACAUUCACACCCAACAAGAGAAGCUUCGGGAGCGCAGCAACAUCUUCACCAAGACAAAUAUCAGUCAGGGCUACUUCGCAUCCAACAACCGCGUCAACUGCUGUGUGCCCAUCGACGGGGGCCGUAAAUUGGUCCUCGGAACGGAUAUCGGAGUAUUUGUGGCAGAACGCAAGCCCAAGGACGCCUCACACAAGCCGAAACGCAUGCUGGACUGCAAGCUGGUAUCGCAAAUCGACGUCCUGGAACAACAUCAAAUCCUGUUGGUCCUUGCUGACAAGGUCAUGUACUCAUAUCCCCUGGAUGCUCUGGACCCAGAAGACAAUCAGCCAACUCCCUCUAAGCGUGGGCGUAAGAUCUGCCAUGCCAACUACUUCAAUGCUGGUAUGUGCAAUGGUCAAUUGCUCGUCUGUUGCGUCAAAUCCUCAUCACUGUCGAGUACGGUCAAGGUGUAUGAGCCGAUGGACGCCAUGUCGAAGGGCAAGAAGAAGUCAGGUCUGGCGAAAAUGCUCGCAGGUGGUCAAGAAGUGCUCCGGCCAUUCAAAGAGUUCUACAUACCAAUGGAGUCGAAUAGCAUUCACUUCUUGCGGUCUAAGCUCUGUGUUGGAGGUGCUAAGGGCUUCGAAAUUGUGUCACUCGAGACGCUCGAGACGCAAUCACUUCUCGAUCAAGCCGAUACAUCGCUCGAUUUCGUCGUGCGCCGCGAAAACGUCAAGCCCAUCUACAUUGAGCGUACUCCAUCAGAGUUCUUGCUAUGCUACACGGACUUCUCAUUCUUCGUCAACAAGAACGGUUGGAGAGCGAGAAACGACUGGAAGAUCAUUUGGGAGGGUGCGCCGACGGCAUUUGCUACGUGGGGCGACAAAUACAUCCUGGCAUUCGAGCAGGAGUUCAUCGAGGUGCGGUUGACGGAAACGGGAGGGCUGGUGUGCAUCUUGACAGCAAAGAACAUACGCUUCUUGCACUCGAGCUCGAGAGAGAUCCUCUAUGCGUACGAAGACGAGAUGGGCGAGGAUGUUAUUGCCAGUCUGGACUUCUGGGGUCGACCUCAAUCACCAAGACAAUGAUGAAGAUGAUGUUAUGGGAUGUCGUCAACAUUGCUGUCGUUGUAUUCUGCUUCUUUUUCUCACCUUUUAUCUUCUACUUUUCCGUAUUUGAGACAGAAACUUGUCGGAGCGAAUCGAGUCACAAAAGAACAAAGUGCUUUUUUUCUAUCACCCUUGCUUCGUACCUCGAUUGCUCGAUAGCUCUUGUGACAAAAUUUUACUAUCUCAUCGAUUGUUG